Molecule: messenger RNA, 2197 nt
Organism: Suncus etruscus (white-toothed pygmy shrew)
Lineage: Eukaryota; Metazoa; Chordata; Mammalia; Eulipotyphla; Soricidae
Gene: SLC7A2
Product: solute carrier family 7 member 2
Exons: 12
Coding region: 149-2125 (658 amino acids)
Biological process (GO): transmembrane transport; amino acid transport
Cellular component (GO): plasma membrane
Molecular function (GO): amino acid transmembrane transporter activity
Source: RefSeq, a predicted model, not a curated record
GCUUUCGGAGGCGCGGCGGACGGUCCGGUACGAACCAGCCCCGGCGGCCGCUGCUGCAAGUUCCCGGGACCGCGCGCUCCUGCCGCUCGCCACCGCCUCUGCACCCUCCGGAGCGGCGCGCGCGGCGCUGCCCCACUACACAUCCAGAAUGAUUCCCUGCCGUGCUGCACUGACUUUUGCCCGCUGUCUCAUCCGAAGAAAAAUCGUCACGUUGGACAGUCUCGAAGACACCAAAUUAUGCAGAUGCCUAACCACCAUGGACCUCAUCGCCCUGGGUGUUGGUAGCACCCUCGGUGCCGGGGUUUACGUCCUAGCAGGCGAAGUUGCCAAAGGGAAUUCUGGUCCCAGCAUUGUUGUCUCCUUCCUCAUUGCUGCCCUGGCUUCUGUGAUGGCUGGCCUUUGCUAUGCUGAAUUUGGGGCCCGAGUUCCCAAGACAGGCUCAGCAUACUUGUACACUUACGUUACCGUGGGCGAGCUGUGGGCUUUCAUCACUGGCUGGAAUCUUAUUCUGUCUUACGUAAUAGGUACAUCAAGUGUUGCAAGAGCAUGGAGUGGCACCUUUGAUGAACUUCUUAACAAACGGAUUGGCCACUUUUUUGGGACAUACUUCAAAAUGAAUUAUCCUGGCCUUGCAGAGUACCCCGACUUUUUUGCUGUGUGCUUGAUACUUCUGCUAGCAGGUCUUUUGUCUUUUGGAGUCAAAGAGUCUGCGUGGGUGAAUAAAAUUUUUACAGCUAUUAAUAUUCUGGUCCUCCUCUUCGUUAUGGUUGCUGGCUUUGUGAAAGGAAAUGUGGCCAACUGGAAGAUUAGUGAGGAGUUUCUCAAAAAUAAAUCAGCAAGCGCCAGAGAGCCACCAAGUGAAAAUGGAACCAGUAUCUAUGGAGUUGGUGGUUUUAUGCCUUAUGGUUUUGCAGGAACGUUGGCUGGGGCUGCAACCUGCUUUUAUGCCUUUGUUGGAUUUGACUGCAUUGCAACAACUGGUGAAGAAGUUCGAAAUCCUCAGAAAGCUAUUCCUAUUGGAAUUGUAACUUCUCUGCUUGUUUGCUUUUUGGCCUAUUUUGGGGUAUCUGCUGCCUUAACACUCAUGAUGCCGUACUACCUCCUUGAUGAAAAAAGCCCCCUUCCUGUAGCCUUCGAAUAUGUUAGAUGGGGUCCCGCCAAGUAUGUUGUUGCAGCAGGAUCUCUCUGUGCUCUCUCCACAAGUCUUCUUGGAUCCAUUUUCCCAAUGCCUCGUGUAAUCUAUGCUAUGGCGGAAGAUGGGUUGCUUUUCAAAUCUCUAGCUCAAAUCAAUUCCAAAACGAAGACACCAAUCAUUGCUACUUUAUCAUCGGGUGCAGUGGCAGCUGUCAUGGCUUUCCUCUUUGACCUGAAGGCCCUCGUGGAUAUGAUGUCCAUAGGCACUCUUUUGGCUUACUCUCUGGUCGCAGCCUGUGUGCUCAUCCUUAGGUACCAGCCCGGCUUAUCAUAUGAGCAGUCCAAGUGUGAUCCUAAGAAGGAAGGUCUGGGAUCUUGCAGCAACGCAGCCUCCAAAACUGGUUCCCAGGUCACUAUGCUGCAAGAACAGGGCUUUGGCCUGCGCAGCAUCUUCAGCCCAUCUGUCCUGCCCACUCAGAAGUCAGCUACUGUCGUGAGCUUUCUCGUAGGAUUACUUGCCUUUCUUGUUUUGGGCCUGAGUAUUUUGACCACACACGGAGUCCAUGCUAUUGCCAAUCUGGAAGUGUGGAGCAUUGCUCUUCUGGUGUUCUUUCUUGUCCUUUGCAUUGCCAUUGUCUUCAUCAUUUGGAGGCAGCCCCAGAACCAACAAAAAGUAGCCUUUAUGGUUCCAUUCUUACCAUUUCUACCAGCCUUCAGCAUCCUGGUGAAUAUUUACCUGAUGGUUCAAUUGAGUGCAGACACUUGGAUCAGAUUUAGCAUUUGGAUGGCACUUGGUUUCUUGAUUUACUUUAGUUAUGGCAUUCGACACAGCCUGGAGGGUAGUAAAAAGAGGUAUGAAGAGGAGGAGGACAACACCUUCUCAGACAACGUUAAGGCAACAGAAGAAAAACCUGCCAUCCAAGCAAAUGAGCCCCACCAACAGAACCUCAGUUUAUCUUUCAUCUUGCAUGAAAAGACAAGUGAGUGCUGAUGGUCACCGAGCAGAGCUGAGCGGGUCCACAGUCCCAGCGCACACUUCCUCCUUCUGUGGAGGAGUCCACAG